AUGGUAUCUGAAACGCUUAAACAAAAAGGUGUGAAUAUUGAUACUGUAUCAAAAAGCAAAUUCAACAUUAAUAAGUCGUAUAAAAUUAUCCCUAAGGUCCUGGAUUCUGUUUCCCAAACAUACAAAACAUGUAUCCCCCUUCUGGAGACGGAUUCCCAAGAUUUGGCCACUUCAGUCAUCCCGAAGAGAACUGGUGGAGUUCAAGAACUGGAUAUAGUUCUUUCAUACGUUGUCACAGUGACCAAAGCACAAACAACAUUUGGAGGUCCUCCUCUGACCUGGAUCGGUCCCCAGCCACCUCAGUGUUGUGAAACUAGUAAUGGAUCCAUUGUCGACCCUCAGCCGUGGUUUUGGCUACGUGAAUUUCACCACGAUGGAAGCCGUAGCCGUAUCAAUCGAUUUGGAACUGGAGCUAUGCAGGCCAAUGCAAACGUCCCGAAUUGCCUCUAUAUCGGUAAUAUUCCGAAAAGCAAGGAUAAAGACGACAUUAAGACGCAAUUCAGCAUAGUAUCAGGAGGCAUAGUGAAUGUCAUUUCGGCGGAAACUAAGCCCAACUGGGGAUUUUAUCUUGUGGAAUAUGACUCGAUGCAGUCCGCUGCUUUUGCAAAACAACAGCUAAAUAAUGGCACAAUCAAAGUUUUUGGUUCCGACAUAAUCUUCGAUUGGGCCGAUCCCAAUGAAGCCAAAAUGCACAAGAUCGUUGACGGCGUGGGUUCGCAAGCAGAGCGAAAAACAAAAAUCGAUUCAUCAUCAAAGAUAAAAGUACUCCAUGUCGGAAAUAUUUCAAAAAGAAGCAGCAUGGAACGUAUAAAAGAAUUGUUCGGAGAGCACGGCCCCAUUCAGCUGGUCGAAAAAUUUGAAGACUACGCUUUUGUUCAUUACGAGAACAGGGACGAUGCCGUGAAGGCAGUAGAAGAUCUACAUGGCCGCACAGUCGACGGGGCGAGUUUGACCGUGUCAUUCAAACAAAGGUACUCCAUGUCGGAAACAUUUCGAACAGAAGCAACAUGGAACAUCUAA
Daphnia pulicaria is the source of this 1020-nucleotide messenger RNA. Its product is annotated as probable RNA-binding protein 46. Gene Ontology annotation, molecular function: mRNA binding. The coding region runs from base 1 to 1020 and encodes 339 amino acids. NCBI's taxonomy places the organism in Eukaryota, Metazoa, Arthropoda, Branchiopoda, Diplostraca, Daphniidae. The record is from RefSeq and is a predicted model, not a curated record. Gene Ontology annotation, cellular component: ribonucleoprotein complex; nucleus. The transcript is spliced from 7 exons.